UACUUCUGUUUGUGCUUUGGGUAUUUCCUUCUCCUGGCCUCUAUAUGUGGACCACACUCUUCUAUUCAGCCUAUUUAGAGGUUGACUUAAAUGCUCUUAGUCCGGUGCAAAGCUGAUGGGUGGGAGCAAAGGUAAAGAAUGAUGUAAUGCAGUGGCAGCCAGAAAGCAUCUUUUGUGUGAAUUGUGAAAUGGCCAUUCCAUAGUCAUCUCCCGAUGAAUCAGAUGUGAGGGGCUGCUUUGCGGAGCGAACGCUUUGUAACGGCACAUGGACUCGAAGCAGGAGGAGACAUUCAGCUUGAAGAGCUCUUUCUGAAAAUGGGUUUAACUUUUCUUUUGCCAGUCACUACCAGCAUGACCUCAUACACUUCUAGUACAAUGGUGUGGCUAAGCCUUUGAGUACACAGCCAUUACAUCACCGCAGCAAAUUAGAGAGGGAGGUGGCAAAAGAGGCCUCAUUGUUGUCAUGGCCGAUGAGAUGAUCAGGACUCAACUCAUUGUCGCUGAGAAGUUGGUGGCUUUGCUGGAGAGCGGUACGGAAAAAUUUCUCCUGAUCGAUAGCCGCCCCUUUGUGGAAUACAAUACGUCCCACAUCUUGGAUGCCAUCAACAUCAACUGCUCCAAGCUGAUGAAGCGGAGGCUGCAGCAGGACAAAGUUUUGAUCACAGAGCUCAUUCAGCACUCAGCAAAACACAAGAUUGAAAUUGAUUGCCAGCAGGAAGUGGUGGUGUAUGACCAAAGCUCUAAAGAUGUGACCUCUCUCUCACCUGACUGCUUUCUUACUGUGCUUCUGGGCAAACUGGAGAAGAAUUUCAGCUCUGUGUAUCUGCUUUCAGGUGGUUUUGCUGAGUUCUCCAGUUCUUUCCCUGGUCUCUGUGAAGGAAAAUCUACACUCGUCCCUACCUGCAUUUCUCAGCCAUGCCUACCUGUCUCCAACAUUGGACCAACCCGCAUCCUGCCUCAUCUCUACCUUGGGUGUCAGCGAGAUGUCCUCAACAAG
Nothoprocta perdicaria is the source of this 997-nucleotide messenger RNA. Its product is annotated as dual specificity protein phosphatase 16-like. NCBI's taxonomy places the organism in Eukaryota, Metazoa, Chordata, Aves, Tinamiformes, Tinamidae. Gene Ontology annotation, biological process: protein dephosphorylation; negative regulation of MAPK cascade. The transcript has 5 exons. The record is from RefSeq and is a predicted model, not a curated record. Gene Ontology annotation, cellular component: cytoplasm; nucleus. Gene Ontology annotation, molecular function: MAP kinase tyrosine/serine/threonine phosphatase activity; protein tyrosine/threonine phosphatase activity. The annotation marks the transcript as partial.